CUUGGAAAUGCGAGCGUAUUUUUUUGCGCAUACCAGCGGAUCAACAGUGCAUUCAGGGAGUUUAAAAAAUAUUAUUUAUGAUUUCCUCUCUUCGUUUACCGGAUCCGGUGGGUGUAGUCGAUCCUAUAAUAUACACAGAGAACGAAAAAGAUGGACCUGAUAAUGUCUUUCUACGCAGUAAUGGUCGCCAUCAAGAGCAAGCUCGAAAAUUACAUUUAAAAAUUGGGGUCAUUAAUGAAGCAAAAGGUUCUUGUUAUGCAGAAAUGGGACAAACAAAAGUUAUUUGUGCAGUUUUUGGCCCGCGCGAGUUAACUAAGAACGAAUCUUACAGUGAUGUUGGGAAACUUUCCUGCGAAGUAUACUUUGCAAGUUCUUGCCGUCCGCAACAGAAGUCUAUAUUUAAAACGGAAGAAGAAAAAGAGCUCGGAGAUCUUUUUGAAAAUGCAUUAUCUUUGAGUGUUCAAUUGCAUUUGUUUCCAAAAUCAGUGAUUGAAGUUAAAAUAAACUUUAUAUAUGACGAUGGCUCUUUUAUAUCGACUGCUUUAACAAGUGCGUCUGUUGCACUGGGCCAAGCGGGAAUUCAGAUGUACGAUUUAAUUUCUGCGAGUUCGGUCUCGUUAAUAUCCGGCAGCAUCUAUGUUGAUUGCGACAAAAAGGAAGAAGAGCGGCAGGAUGGGGCCCUCAUGAUCGCUGUUAUGCCAAACGUUAAUAAAGUUGCUACCCUCCUUCAAACGGGAUGUCUUUCCCAGGAAACUUUUUGCUGGUAUAUUUACAAAAAUAAAUUAUAA
Zophobas morio is the source of this 788-nucleotide messenger RNA. RefSeq lists its product as uncharacterized. The record is from RefSeq and is a predicted model, not a curated record. Gene Ontology annotation, biological process: nuclear mRNA surveillance; poly(A)-dependent snoRNA 3'-end processing; rRNA catabolic process. Lineage: Eukaryota; Metazoa; Arthropoda; Insecta; Coleoptera; Tenebrionidae. The transcript is spliced from 8 exons. Bases 78 to 788 code for a protein of 236 amino acids. Gene Ontology annotation, cellular component: nuclear exosome (RNase complex); cytoplasmic exosome (RNase complex); nucleolus.